GCCGCUGUGGCCGGUGCCGGCGGCGGGGCGGGUCGGGGCCGCCAUGGCGGGCGCGGGCGGGUGAGGCGCGGCGGGGCCGGGACCGGGGCCGGGGCCGGGGCCGGGGCCGGGGCCGGGCCAUGGCGGCGGCCGCAGCGGCGGGCUCCAACUGGGGCCUCAUCAUGAACGUGGUGAACAGCAUCGUGGGGGUGAGCGUGCUCACCGUGCCCUUCUGCUUCCGCCAGUGCGGCAUCGUCCUGGGGGCUCUGCUCCUGGUGUUCUGCUCCUGGAUGACUCAUCAGUCCUGCAUGUUCCUGGUGAAAUCGGCCAACCUCAGCAAGCGCAGGACCUACCCCGGCCUCGCAUUUCAUGCCUAUGGAAAAGCAGGAAAAAUGUUGGUGGAAACAAGCAUGAUUGGGCUGAUGCUGGGGACGUGCAUCGCCUUCUACGUGGUCAUUGGUGAUCUGGGCUCCAGCUUCUUCGCUCGCCUGCUUGGAUUUCAGGUGUCGGGUAGUUUCCGGAUAAUCCUGCUCUUUGCUGUCUCCCUCUGCAUUGUGCUUCCAUUGAGCCUCCAGAGGAACAUGAUGGCCUCCAUACAGUCCUUCAGUGCCAUGGCUCUCAUCUUCUACACGGUGUUCAUGUUCGUGAUCGUGCUGUCGUCCUUCAAGCACGGCCUCUUCAGCGGGCAGUGGCUGCAGCGGGUGAGCUACACGCGCUGGGAGGGCAUUUUCCGCUGCAUCCCCAUCUUUGGCAUGUCCUUUGCCUGUCAGUCUCAGGUCUUGCCUACCUAUGACAGCUUGGAUGAGCCGUCUGUUAAAAUCAUGAGCUCCAUCUUUGCUUCUUCCCUAAACGUGGUCACCACCUUUUACAUCGCGGUGGGCUUCUUUGGCUACGUGAGUUACACUGAAGCCAUUGCUGGGAACGUCCUAAUGAACUUCCCUUCCAACCUCGUGACGGAGAUGAUCCGAGUGGGAUUCAUGAUGUCGGUAGCUGUGGGGUUUCCCAUGAUGAUCCUGCCGUGCAGACAGGCGCUGAACACCCUUCUCUUUGAGCAGCAGCAGAAAGACGGCACCUUUGCUGCAGGGGGCUACAUGCCCCCGCUGCGGUUCAAAGCCCUGACCCUGGCUGUGGUGUUUGGAACCAUGGUGGGAGGCAUCAUGAUCCCGAACGUGGAAACCGUGCUGGGCCUGACGGGCGCUACGAUGGGAAGCCUCAUUUGUUUUAUCUGCCCAGCUCUUAUUUACAAGAAGAUCCACAAGAAUGCACUUUGCUCACAGAUUAUCCUGUGGAUUGGCCUUGGAAUAUUGGUUAUUAGUACUUACACCACCUUGUCUGCCACGGAGGAUCCCCCUGUGAAGACAGAGGCGAUGGGCUUGGAGCACCUGGAUGGAGAGGAGAACGGAAUGGACCAGGAGUUGGUCAAAAUCCCAGACCAGAACCCGGCAGUAGAGGAGGCAGAGGAUGACCGUGAUAAGCCCAAGCUGCUGGAUGAGAAGGAGGAGAUGGAGCAGCCACAAAUCAAGGUGCCCAUGCAGGUACCCAAGAGAGAGGAGGAGGAGAGAGGAAAGCUGGAGGAGAAAGUGCAGCUUGACCGUCCUGAUCAAGGGAUCGCCCUGCCCGUGGGGGAAGCCCAUCGCCACGAGCCGCCCGUCCCACACGACGAAGUGGUCGUGGACAUGGGGCGGGAGCGGGAGGAAUCCGACGAGAACAAGCCUGUGCCCGGGGGAGGCAGCGACCGCCGGGCUCAGCCGGCGCCGGAGCAGGCAGCGGGGCUGAGUCCCCAGAAAGCAGCCCUUGGCCUGAACCAGGGGAAGGAAGCGAUUGCUGGGAACCAGCUGCGGGGAGGGACUGACGAGCCCGCCCAGAAUCCCAAGAACGUCCUGGAGGUGAUGGCGCAGGGUGGCAGGCUGCCAUACAAAGAGCUGGAGCCAGACAAACAAGUGCUGGAAGCCAAGGCGCAAGCUGCCGUGCCGGACGGUGCGAAGAAAGCUGAGGCUGCAGGUGACAGGGAGAAAGCAAAGCUCCAGCUCCCCAGGAAAGCAGAGGAGGCUGCGAAGUCAGUGGAGAAGGAAACAGACCCUGGUGAAAAGCAGGAGCUGCCCCUUCCGGACAGAGCGGAUCAGCUGGAGCCAAAGGAGGCCCGAAACACGGAGGAGAAGCAACAGGAGAACGUGGAGAGCAAGCUGGAGGAAGCUGGGCAGGCGAAACUGCUUGACCACGCCGUGCUGCUGCAGGUGAUCAAAGAGCAGCAGGUACAGCAGAAGCAGCUGCUUGACCAGCAGGCAAAGCUGCUGGCUGUGAUUGAGGAGCAGCACAAGGAGAUCCACCAGCAAAGGCAGGAGGAGGGAGGAGAGGAGAAGCCAAAGCAAGCAGAGACGCAGCAGGAGCCCGCUGUGCCCCUCUCCAGGAGCAGGGAGGAUGAGGGUCUCGGGGUCAAGCAAGAACCUGCUGCCAAGGUGCUGAGCAAGGAGCUGCUGGAGCAGCCAGCGCCGGGCCCGGGCAGGCAGCCCGACUCCACCGAGCAGCGCAGGGGGGCUGCAGGGAAGCAGGAGGAGGCUGGGAACAGGCGUGACAUUCCAGAGGUCCCUCCCAAGGAGCGGAAGGUGCUGCCGCAGGACAGAGGUGCUAAAAACCCCCCAGAGAAUGGGGAUCCCCUGCACAGGGAUGCCCAACACAUUCCAGCAGCCAGAAGCCACCCAGAAAAGAAGCCCUUGGUGGAGGAUUUGGGAGGAGAACGUGAAGCCAAAGCUGCAAGAGACAUCCACAACAAGAGUAAUUCCCUGAAAGCCGUGGAAGUAGCUACAGCUCCCAUCCAAAGAGAACAGCUCGGGGCUGCCAAAGUUCAGGGAGUAGCAGGAAAGAGUCUGGAAAGAGACUCAGGAAGAGACCUUAAAGCCAAAGCACUGAGUCAGGUGGAGCCCAAGGACCUGGCAGUUGCGCUGGACUCCUCCAGCAAGAGGAAUGUGGCAGAGAGUGAGCAGCACCUACGGGAGCAUCCGAGAGCUGCACGCACGGAGGGAGCUGAGGGUGGUGGCAGGCGGCAGCAGGACCCGGCUGGCAAAGGGGACGUGAAGGAAGGAGCUCCUGGGGAGAACGCGGUGGAUGUGGCCCAGGAGCCGCAGGGUGGGCUGCGGAGCAAGCAGGGGCACGGGGACGGAGGGGGCUCAAACGAUGGGGAGAAGAAACCAGCCCUUGAGAACGCUCCUGCCCCAAAGCCAGAGCAAGGAGCUGCCCAGGGGGACCAGAGGCUGGACCACGACAUCAAACCCAACCGGGACCUGAAGCUGCAGGCGGACCUGGACCUGCGCCGGCGGCGCCGCGACCUGCUGCCUCCCGAGGAGGAGGAGGAGGAGAAGGAAGGGGAGGCCGCGCGGGGCGCCGGGGUCUUGAUCGGCCUGAACCCCGUCCCCGAUGUGAAGGUGAACGACCUGCGGAGCGCGCUGGAGGCGCGGCUGCACGUGGAGGGGGCUCCGCAGGUCGUGCACAGCCGCCAGAUCCGGCAGGUGCCGCGGCCGGCCGGGGCCUGAGGGGCGGCCGCGCUCGGCGGGUGGCUGCGGCCGCGGGGCCCCGAGCUCCGGGGGGGGCUCACGGGAAGCGGAGGGGGUUUGGCUGCUGUUGGUGGCGGGUGGGCUCUUUGCUGGGUGCAGCCCGUGGGAGCUGUGAGCACCGGCGGCUCCGUGGUGGCGCCUCCCUGUGCGUGUGUGCGGGCGGCUGAGGAGGCGGCAGCCGGGAAGGCUCCUGCUCCCCGCUGCCUUGCGGGGGCUGCCGGCCGCCUCGCGUCCCUGCCAGCUCGCAAGGACCUUUAUCAGCAUCUCCUCCGUAUCGAAUUGCCUUCUCCAUCCAGCUCCCGACUCCCCUUUCAUUCCCAAGGUGGCAUCCGUGAGGUUCCCCUGCCUGCUCGGGCUCCGUCACCGAGGCUGUGGGGCAGAGCUCGGGGGCUGCAGGAGGAGGGGAACCAGGGGUUGCUCCUCUUGGGAAUGGCUUUAUUCUGGAGAAGCACCAAGCCUGGAGGUGAGGACCAGCUCAGCCGAUUGCUUGGGUGUUUCUCCUGCAACGGGAGCUGUUAGUCCUGCAUGUUUAGGAGAUAGUUGUGGUUUAGGAACCCAGUUUAGUAGAAAUGCUGCCUUAAACGGGCACAACCGCUGCUGUUGUGCUGCCUCUUCUCCCAGGGACUCGCUCGGUGGCCACACACUAGCAAUAACCCGGAGCUUUGCUCUCCCCCUCCCCGGAUGCUCAGCUCUCUGCUCUCAAGCUUGACUUCUCCUCUCCAAAGUGCAUUCGGCAGCUCAGCCCGGGGCUGCACGUUCCGGCUCCCCCUUCCCAAACCAGCUGCUUUUUCUGCAAGAGCUGGCUCAUUUGGGAACAAACAGCUUGGAAGGGCAGCCACGGGGGCUCAGCUCAAGCCUACCUACCUCUGCUCUCUGCAGCACAGUGUUUGUUUUGUGCAUUCCUCCAGCCCUUCCCCUGUGUUUGCCAUCCGUAGCUGUCAGUACUCCGCCCCUGGAAAUGCAUUUUAGGAGGCAGGAAGGGAAGAGCUGCCCCGAGAGCCCUGGGUGAGUUCAGGCUCGCGGCGCUUCAUCCCUUUGGUGGGUGGGUUUUUGUUUGGUUUGUUUUCACAUCCUGACCUGCGAAUGUACGAGAUCAAAUCCCAAAGCUCUCACCAGAACGGCUGAACCUUCCCAGCCUGGAGCCUACAGACCUCAUCACUGUGGUGGUUUUUAUAGCUGCAUCUCAAAGCGUCUCCGGUGCAGCCGCCUCAAUGCGUUUGUGUCCGAUGGGACCGCAGGGAGCCGGGGAUGGGCGGUUAUGGACGCUCGGCUCCGGGCACUCGGGAAUGCCGCUGCCGUGUGCCUGGUGCUGGAAGGAUGUGUCUUAAUUUCCCAUUCAAACGACACGGAGCCAC
Molecule: messenger RNA, 4882 nt
Organism: Strigops habroptila (Kakapo)
Lineage: Eukaryota; Metazoa; Chordata; Aves; Psittaciformes; Psittacidae
Gene: SLC38A10
Product: solute carrier family 38 member 10
Exons: 16
Coding region: 120-3506 (1128 amino acids)
Biological process (GO): amino acid transmembrane transport
Molecular function (GO): amino acid transmembrane transporter activity
Source: RefSeq, a predicted model, not a curated record